Molecule: messenger RNA, 1018 nt
Organism: Purpureocillium takamizusanense
Lineage: Eukaryota; Fungi; Ascomycota; Sordariomycetes; Hypocreales; Ophiocordycipitaceae
Exons: 2
Coding region: 310-810 (166 amino acids)
Biological process (GO): translation
Cellular component (GO): mitochondrion; ribosome
Molecular function (GO): structural constituent of ribosome
Source: RefSeq, a predicted model, not a curated record
AAGACUGCAACCAACGAAGUUGUUGAUACUGACACGAACCGCACCCGCUACGAAACGAGACGACAUCGCUUCAAAGCUCCAAAUCCGUUCCCUCGACCGACGGCUGCCUUCUUCGUGACCUUUUCACUAAUGCAACGAAGCUAGAGACCUUUGUCUCACCGGAUCCUCUCACGGCGACAUUGUGAGGACCUACCAGUGCUGCUGUUUGGCCAACGCAAGCUUCGCUUCAUACCGAUUGGUGGUUCCAUCGGCUGUUAUCAAGUUGCAGAGGCUGGGGGGGCGCAGUUUUCGCCGACCGCCUCGCCCGCCAUGCCGUCCAUCCUCAACAUCGCACACAUGUGCUCCCACCUACAAAAUGCAUCAAAAGCUCGCCUUGGUGUCACAUCGAUUCAAAACACAAAAUAUAAUCUGCAUCUUGCGCUAGCCAUGCACCGUUCUGGCUUCUUCUCUGCUGUCUACCGCGCUGGCCCGCAUCCGCCCACCAUGGAGCAAAUGGUGUCCGGUGCACCAGAGAUUGUAACGAGCGCGAACGUUGCAAAGAUGCGGUUAUGGCUGGGCCUCAAGUACUGGGACGGGAAACCGGUCCUAUCAAAGGCACAUGUUAUCAGCAAGCCAUCUCGUCUCAUGACGGCUGACAUUCGGGAACUUGCUCGACUCACGAGGGGCUUCCCGGCGAAGCUCAAGGGCGGCGUAGUGCCGGGCCUGAACUUGGGCGAAUGCAUGUUUGUAGCAACUUCACGAGGCAUUCUAGAGGCUCGAGAGGCGCUGGCGAGGAAAGUUGGCGGACUACUGAUCUGCCGCGCAUCGUGAAAGACUGGCUACUUAUUGUCAAGUCCUAGUCACGACCGAAGUCUGGUAGAUAACAUCUCAGGCCGGACUUGAUUUGCCUUGGGCCAACUUCGGCUGCAGAGGCUAAACAUUGUAUGGAAUGUAAGAUAGCUUAUUAUGGCUGUGUCCAACCAGGUCAUAGUCCGCAGCACGAGGCCGCCACACAACGCUGCAUUCUUGAAAUUGUGCC